This is a messenger RNA of Selaginella moellendorffii, 1037 nucleotides long. Its product is annotated as macro domain-containing protein VPA0103-like. The transcript has 7 exons. Lineage: Eukaryota; Viridiplantae; Streptophyta; Lycopodiopsida; Selaginellales; Selaginellaceae. Bases 83 to 946 code for a protein of 287 amino acids. The record is from RefSeq and is a predicted model, not a curated record.
GGGGUUUAGGGUGUUUGAGGGGAAGGGUUUUGGCGAUCGAUUCUUUCUUAUCGGGGGCGCUCCAUCUCGAGUUUCAGCGGCGAUGCAGGCCGGGGUCGUGAAAUGCAAGGUCUUCCCUCGCUUGGCGCAGGCGUCGCAGCUGUUGGAGAGGAAUGCCGGCCUUGCAUCGCUCUACAAGCGAGCGUCGGGCAUUCACACGACGCCGACGGUGGAGGUAGCGCAGCCGACGAGGAUCAGCUGCGCAAUGGGUGGGCCGCGAUCUAUGGAUAGGCCCCGCCGUCGCCCAAAUUUCGAUAGGCCGGGGGAUACUCCCCCGACUCCACCGCCGCCGCCGCCGCCAGAGCCUCUGAGCGGCCAGGUCAAGUACAGGAUCUCGGAGAACUGCGUCAUGGCGAUCUGGAAGGGCGACAUUGCCUUGUGGCACGUCGAUGGACAAAACGAUUGCAUUGUUGCUCCUGCGAACAAGCGAUGCAAUGCCGGAUUUGGAGUCGAUGGAGCUAUUCACCGUGGAGGAGGACCACGUCUUCUGGAUGCUUGCCAGAAGCUCCCGGACGUAGCACCGCAAGGCAUCAAAUGCGAGGUUGGGAAUGCUGUGAUCACAAGGGGAUUCAAUCUUCCUGCUUCUCGUGUGAUUCACGCGAUUGGUCCCGUCUACGAGGACAAGAACCGAGACGAGUCGGAGAGAAACCUCACCAAUGCAUACAAGAGUGCUAUCGCGUUAGCUCUCAAGGAAAGCAUCAGAUUCAUGGCGUUCCCUGCGCUCUCCUGUGAACUCUACGGAUAUCCUUACGACGAGGGAGCCGAAGUUGCAUUGAACGCUGUGAUAAAAAACCACCAUGGAUUGUCUGAGGUCCAUUUCAUUAUCAAGGCACAGGAUGGAUACGAUUCCUGGAUCGACGAGGCCAAGAGGAUGUUUAGACACCAGCCACAGGCACUGAUGCAGUAGCAGCAAAGUUGCGAGAGCUCUAUUCCUCUUAACACAGUCUGUAGCUAGAAACUACGUUAAAUUUCAAUCUGGAAAAUGUGUGCCGAUCCAA